AUUGCUAGGGUGAGAGGUCUGCCAUACUCCGCGGCUACCGCGGACAUCGAAGAGUUCUUCAAAGGCUGUGCGAUUUUGAAGGAUGGGAUUAACUUUGUCCUGAGCCAUGGUGGGCGCCCGGCAGGAGAGGCGUUCGUGACGUUCGAGACUGAGAAUGACUGCAGACGUGCGCUGAUGAGAGACAGGGACCUGAUGAACAAGAGAUAUGUGGAGGUGUACCCCAGUAGCGAAGAUGAAAAGCACGUUGCUAUCACGAGUGCGGUCUCCUACGCCCAGGACGAUCAGAGCAGCGGGGGAGACCCUUCGACUAGUUACAAGGGAGUGGUGAAGUUGCGAGGACUGCCAUACUCCAUCACGGCUGACGACAUCCGGAGCUUCUUUGGGCACUUGAGCAUCAAGGAGGACGGGAUAAUCAUCUGCCUGAAUCGCGAGAGGAGGAACAACGGCGAGGCCUUUGUGGAGUUCACGGACGAGUACGUUGUGGACGAAGCUGUAAAGAAAGACCGGCAGAUGAUUGGCAGCAGAUACGUGGAGGUAUUCCGCUCUUCUAAAGCGGAC
Messenger RNA from Guillardia theta CCMP2712, 558 nucleotides. RefSeq lists its product as hypothetical. Gene Ontology annotation, cellular component: ribonucleoprotein complex. The transcript has a single exon. Lineage: Eukaryota; Cryptophyceae; Pyrenomonadales; Geminigeraceae. Gene Ontology annotation, molecular function: RNA binding. The annotation marks the transcript as partial. The record is from RefSeq and is a predicted model, not a curated record.